This is a messenger RNA of Mugil cephalus (flathead mullet), 2914 nucleotides long. RefSeq names its product FUS RNA binding protein (gene fus). Lineage: Eukaryota; Metazoa; Chordata; Actinopteri; Mugiliformes; Mugilidae. Gene Ontology annotation, molecular function: RNA binding; transcription coregulator activity. The transcript is spliced from 15 exons. The record is from RefSeq and is a predicted model, not a curated record. Gene Ontology annotation, cellular component: nucleus. Gene Ontology annotation, biological process: regulation of DNA-templated transcription. The coding region runs from base 139 to 1797 and encodes 552 amino acids.
GGGUGGCGGAGUUGCGUGAACGGGACGCUGGUACAUUCGUUCAUCCAUCUUCGUCUUGAGUCCUCCUCUCCGGUUCAUUCAUUUAGCAAACGCAGCUAGGAAUAUUCUACGCUUAAAGGUUGUUCUUUCCUCAUGUAGAUGGCGUCCAACGAUUAUUCCCAAGCAUCAAGCCAGGGCUAUGGGUCCUAUGGUGGAGGUGGUGGAGGUGGUGGAGGCCCUAACCAAGGCUAUGGUCCGUCAUCAGGUCAGAGUUAUGGCCAGCAGGGCUACGGAGGCUACAACCAAAGCUCUGACAGCAGCCCCAGCUCAUACAGCCAGGGAGGUUACAGCAGCUACGGUCAAUCGCAGUCAGGUGGAUAUGGUUCUCCGCCCUCAAGCCAGGGCGGCGGUGGUUAUAAUCACAGCAGUCAGUCCUAUAGCUCUGGAGGAUACAACAGCAGCAACCAGCCAUCCAACAUGAGCUACAACCAACAGUCAUCUUUCUCUGGUUACAGUCAGCAGCAGCAGCAGCCUCCACCUUCCUCCUCUGCAGGCUAUGACGGUAACUCACAGGCCUCUGGUUAUAACCAGCCACCGGGCAUUGGACAGAGUGGGGGUGGCUAUGGCAGCAGUGGAGUCCAGUCUGGCGGCUAUGGGGGCAGUGGAAACCACCAGCAACCCCCUCAACAUGGAGGAGGUCACUACAACCAGCCGUCAAGUUACAACUCCCCUCCUCCACCGAGCUAUGGUCAGCAGAGCCAGUAUUCUCAGAGUGGAGGAUAUGGAGACGAAAGCCCGCCAAUGAGCGGAGGUGGAGGAUAUGGUGGUCCUGACGGAGGUUAUGGGGGUCAGGACGGCCGUGGAGGCAGGGGCCGCGGUGGAGCGUUUGGAGGUCGGGGUGGCGGCGGCGGCGGUUACGACCGCGGUUUUGAUCGAGGUGGCCGAGGUGGACCACGAGGAAGAGGAGGAAUGGGAAUGGGCGAUCGUGGAGGAUUCAAUAAGUUUGGUGGACCACGAGAGCCAGGACAUGGCCAUGGAGGACCCGGCUUCAUGCAAGACCAGGAUAACUCUGAUAAUAACACCAUCUUCGUUCAAGGCCUGGGAGACGACUACACGGUUGAAUCAGUGGCUGAUUUCUUUAAGCAGAUUGGGAUCAUAAAGGUCAACAAGAAGACGGGCCUGCCCAUGAUAAACCUGUACACAGACAGAGAUACAGGUAAGCUGAAGGGGGAGGCCACCGUUUCCUUCGAUGACCCCCCCUCAGCUAAGGCAGCCAUCGACUGGUUUGAUGGUAAGGACUUCAAUGGAAACCCAAUCAAGGUGUCCUUUGCCACCCGCAGAGCUGACUUUGGAGGCCGAGGGGGCAUGCGGGGAAGUCGGGGACGAGGAGGCCCGAUGGGUCGUGGAGGAUUUGGAGGAGGGGGUCGGGGCGGAGGUUUCCCGGGGGGCAAUGGAGGCAGUGGAGCAGCAGGAGGAGGAGGAGGAGGAGGCGCAGGUGGAGGAGGCGGAGGACAACAGAGAGCAGGAGACUGGAAAUGUUCAAACCCUAACUGCGGCAACCUGAACUUCUCAUGGCGCAACGAGUGUAAUCAGUGCAAGGCUCCGAAACCUGAAGAGGCUGAUGGGAUGCCCCCUAUGGAAAGAGGAGGUUACGGAGGAGAUCGAAGGGGAGGGUUUGAACGGGGCGGCUUCAGGGGCAGAGGCGGCGACCGCGGCGGCUUCAGAGGCGGUAGAGGAGGCGACCGGGGAGGAUACGGUCCCGGAAAGAUGGACACGAGGGGUGACCGCAGACAGGAGCGGCGGGGGCGUCCCUAUUGACUCGAACAUUGUCCUUGUUCCUGCUGAGCCUAGCUCUCACCUUUCACCUUUUAUGUAACUCUUUAUUCAUUUUCAUUCAGAAUGCAGAAGAAUGUGAUCAUUCCUGUUUUUGUGUUUGCUCUUGUGUCUAACUUUGUUCUGCCGAGCGGGGCCUCAGGAAAACUUAGGGUUCAGCAAAGGGGGAAUUACAUUUCUUGUCACCACUGAUGUCAUUGGAAACAAUGCAGUCGUCAUUAAUAUUAUUCUCUCAACCUGCCGUGACAGAGAGACAGAAAUAGGUUGUGUGUGUUUGUCAGAGGUGAGACAUUUUUCCAUUUAAAGAACUGUGGAGGAUUAUGUUGUAGUGUAGAAAACAAAGCAUAGCUGCCUCAGAGCUACUUCAUUUUUCAUAGCUGGUUGUAAAACAGAGAGCCCUGGCACACAGUGUCGGCCUUUCUAAGUCAUCAUUUGUUUUCCACCGAGGACUUAAAAACCUGUCGAGCAGCUCUUGUUGGUAAUCCCAUUGUGCUCCUUUGUACAUGUGUUGCUCCGAGGGUUACCACAUCUUCAGACGUCUGAAGAUAGAACUGAUUAAUUAUGACCAGAAAUGUGGAAAUAAAAUCAUGGUUGCUUCAAUCCCACAUUCAAGAAACAGACUUAAAUGUGACACUGCAGGAUGUAAAGUUCUUUACGCUGCAGAACCACUCCUACUAAUUUGUCCUUAUGUUGCACAUAUUAGAUUCACAAUUUUAGACUGUUCAGUUUUUGUUAGAGCUCCUUAUCUGAUAUAAAUUGUACUGGUCAGCUCAGCAGUAUGACAGGGGGAAUUCACCUUGUCAUUAAAACUAUGAGCUCAGUGAUGUUCAUUCAUUGUAAGGAUAAAGGGGAUAAAGGGAUAAAAGGGACGAGGAUCAAUGUCUUUUUAUUUCCUGGAUCAUGACAGUGACACACCCGUCAGGUGAUUGAAAUGAAUCCAACUGACUGUGAUGAGAGAAACACAGUGUAGAAACUGAGGCCUCGUUUCUACAGUCGUGUUUAAAGUAUAUCCGUUCCGUCAGAACUGUUUAACUGUAUAUUUAUUACUUAUGAGUUGUUUUUGUAUUGUGCUGGUUUCCAAAUGAAAGUAUUCACAAAACAA